GAGGCUCAGCACGCUAAAACGAUGACAAAACUGGACGAAGAAGACGAAUGCACCGCCAGAUCGCUGCGAAGGGCGGCAGAUAUUCUUUGAAAUCGGGUUACUCUUGAUUUCUGGAACAUCCCGGCUGCGAAAUAGCCCAAAGGAGCCAGUUGCAUCAGUAGAUCGGGGAAGCAAGUCGUUGCCCGCAGACAGCUUUCCAGGCGCGUGUGAACUACUUACCGAGAAGAAGAACAGGGUUUAAAAUAAGGGGGGAUACAAAAACGACAAACGCGUACCGUAACAUGAUCACGUUAUUGCUUUUCCUGCUGAGUGCUCCCGGUGUGCUGUCCUCGAACCCAAUGGCGAGCAUUCAUCCCCAGGACCCAGCACUUCUGAUGGGCACGAGCGUCAUGGCCACAUGCACAGUCAGCCCAGAGCUUGACCUGCACGCCAGCUCCCUCUAUUGGACACUGAAUGGCAAGCGUCUGCCCAGCAGCACCUACAGUGUGCUAAGCCCCACUGCCCUCUGCGUCACGCUGACGGACCUGGCCGGCUCGCGACAGCGUUCUGGCGACAACCUGGUGUGCCACAGCAGCAGCGGACACGUGCUGGCCGGCUCCUGCCUCUACGUGGGCAUGCCGCCCGAGAAACCCGUCAACCUUACGUGCUGGUCUAGGAACACGAAAGACCUCACGUGCCAGUGGGCCCCUGGGGGCCAGGGAGAGACCUUCAUCAAGACCAGAUACACAAUGAAGUACAAGCUCAGGUGGUACGGCCAGGAGAAGGUGUGUGAAGAUUAUGGCACAGGGCAGCCGUACACAUGCUACAUCCCCCGGGACCUCGCCCUCUUCACGCCCUACGAAAUCUGGGUGGAGGCCUCUAACCGGCUGGGAAGCGCCACCUCGGAUGUCCUCAACUUGGAUAUCCUAGACGUGGUAACGACAGACCCUCCGCCAGACGUGCAAGUGAGCCGUGUGGGGGACUUGGAGGAUCAGCUGACCGUGCGCUGGGGCACGCCACCCGCCCUCAAGGACUUCCUCUUCCAGGCCAAGUACCAGAUCCGCUACAGGCUGGAGGACAGCAGCGAGUGGAAGGUGGUCGACGACAUGGGGAACCAGACCUCAUGCAGACUAGCUGGGCUGAGACCAGGCACGGUCUACUUUGUCCAGGUACGAUGUAAUCCAGUGGGCAUACUGGGAUCUAGGAAGGCUGGCAUCUGGAGUGACUGGAGCCACCCAACUGCAGCGUCCACACCACACAGUGAGCGCCUGCUGGCGGGCUCCUGCGACUCCAAGGUGGGCCAGCAGAACUCAACGCUGCGGCGGGACCUGAAGCAGUUCUUCGGCUGGGUGCGCAAGCGGGCUUACGGCUGCGGAGGCAUGAGCAUCAAACUCUAUGACCAGUGGCGCGUCUGGCUGCAAAAAUCCCACAAAACCAGAAACCAGGUUCUACAAGGGGAUAAAUUAUAGCACGUCGCUCCUGGCGACCGGAACGCUUGAUGUAAAACGAGUGCCGCGGAAAGGCCGACUUAUUUUUCCAAGCUAGCUGGAAGUCACACUGCACCUGGACUCGGAGAGGAGGAAUGGUCGAACAGUCGAAAAACGGCAAGCAGGCAGUCCUCUGAACACUGCUUAAAUCUGUGCCUUUUACCCUGUCCUUCAAAUGCCUUUUACAUUACCAGAAAAGUCUUGAAUGACAAUAGCGAUGACUACCCCGUAGAGGACACCUUGGAGGGAACCGCUCAGCGGAGAUCUUGACCUCUCGGAGACCCCGGGGAGCAGCUCCUGGAAAGGCUGUAAUUUGCACAUUCGCUCCACAUGUGGCAGAGCACGGUGGGAGCUCAGCUGCCAUUCAACUCGUUUCUGCAGUUUGUUUCCAUGACGUUUGGUAAAAACGGGUUCUUCUUGACGCCACGUUCGUCUGAACCGUGUGAAUGAGAGGGUUCUCCGAACGGACAAGCGGAAUAUUCCAGGAUGUGGUUUGCCAAAGAUUUUAUACAACUUGAGGAAUAGCCUUGAAGAGUGUCCAAUCCUACCAAAGAUACUAUUCAGGUGUUCCAUUCCAGACUGUUUCAGUUUAACAUAGCCAUCAUCUGUGACUGCUCCCUAGCUGUUUAAGUACAAGUCUUGACAAGAAUACCUCACAGUGAACAAAAGAAAAUUUAGGUCAACAAAUUCAACACAAUUCUUUUAAGUUCAUCACAACUAAGCAUUUAAAAUGAGCUGAGUUAAGAAAAACUCAUCAGUUACACCCAGAGAGAAUAUGUUCAAUUCAUUUCAGACAAGGUGAAGCAACAUUUUAACACUUUUUACCAUGCACAGAACCUCACCAAGCACAAAUAGCAAAACACUCUUCAAAUUCAUCCAAUUUCUCUUUUAGAACAGAAUGAGGUAUCGACUUUAUGGAUUAAAAUGGCAUUUAAUGAUUCCUUUUCCCUCCUCACUAAACCAUGGCAGUUUUGCUGGUUUUGUCAUAACAAGACUCGAGAUAAAAUCUUGAAGCAUUAGCUACAGUGUUUACAUUCACAAAUGCAGGACCAGCGUAGAAGAGUGGCCAGAAGUAACAGUGUCACGGUUGUUGAUUCAAAAGCAGACCUGCCAAGCACAAGUGGCCAUUACACUCAUUGUUUCUCCGUCUUGCUGAAGCAGUUGGAUUUCCAGGACUGUAAUUGCAACAUGGAAACGUAUGAAAAUAAUUGUAUUUACAAUUGUACUGCUUUUAUUUUUGUACUGAAUUGUAGCACCAUAUUUAAAAAAAAUGUAAAGUUAUGUUUCUGUCUCUUAAGUUAUAAGUAAUUAGUAUAUAAUAUUAUUGACCGAAUUAUUAAACUGCAAUAUUGAAUAUAAAAUCAUCUUCUGAGAAUACAGAGACAACAUUUAAUGUUCCUUUAUGGGUAAUGCCAGACAACUAUUUGAUCCAAUAACUUGAAUGUGGUCUUGUGGUAGAACAUAAGCCCAUUGUAAAACCACCCAGAAAUUACAUGUCUCUAGGCAUUUCAGGAGGUUGCAAAAACAGAAGGGGUGUAAACUGAAAGGAAAACCCAUUUCUCCUCUCUACAGGGAGAAGAUUAAUGUGUGUGAGGGAGGCUGCAUGAUGAAAUUAGUUCUCCCUCUUACUAGUUUCCUCCACGGUCAGUAUUUCACAGCACCCCUCAAGUGACACUCUAAAGGAAUGGGACAUUUAAAAAAAAAAACUUGGAAAUAGUGACUGUGGUGUAGUGGUUUCCAGCGAGAUUUCUUCUGUAACUGCACACCCAGCGUGGCGGUCACUCUGCUGACUCUUGGUUAAUGUGGGGAUCAGGUUUAAUUUCUACACCGCAAUUUAGUAAAUACAGUCUCAAAGAGCAGGAAUGACCUCGGAAUCUUUCAGGUCACAGAUCAGCAUUGCAUAUCAGUUUACACAUAUAUUUUGUAUAUUACAUGUGUCUAAUUGCCUGCCAGCGAUACAGCUGGCUUAAAGAUACAGCUCACCCAAAGAUGUUGAUUUUGCUAAUAGUAAGAUAGAAACUAGCAUCAGAGAGAUAGCAUUAUUCAAAUGAACUCACACUUAGAUAAACUAUAAUAAGCCUAUUAAUUUACUGCCCUUUAAAGCUGCAUAAUUGGGCGUUCUAUUCAGACAGGGUGGAAUUUCACUACCGCAGGUCACUGUUACAUCCUCAUGCAGAAGAGCUGAAUGAUGGCCUUGGGGUGCAUUUCAGCAGUGCAUUUAUGUUUUUUCAGCACCAGGGCAAUGCUGCUUGGUCAGAAACGGUUGCAUUGCUCAGCCGAAGGGUCAGGUUGUCCACAGGCCCCUUUGAUUGUGCCUACAGGUCUAAAGCAGGUUAAUAUUUAAUGCACCACUCGGAACGGUCCUCUCUCUCCAUGGCUACUAAACUCAUGCUCUAGUGCCGGUUUUCAUAAAUUGCUCGGCACCGUCCCUCAGUCAUUUUGGAUGUUUCCUAAGGAACUGGUGUUCUAACUGACUCGACCAAUAUGUGGUAUAGCUUAAGUAACAACUAGACCAGAUUCUGGGCCAUGAAUGAAGUUACAUCAGAGGUAGACAGAGAGACAGAUAUACAGGCUUGAUCUGGGAGGUUGUCAAGGUUUUUCAUUCGAAACUGCUUUGAGGCUUGUAGAGGUGUGUGUCCAGAAACUGUCAAAGUAAUCAUAUAUGUAACAUAAUGAAAAGAUUGUUUUUCAUAAAGAGAAGUAUUUCUUAUGAAUAGAAGUGAGGAAAAACAUGAUGAUAAUGAAUUGAUUAUUAGUGUUUUUAGUUUUAAUGUGAGUUCUGGCUCUCCAGGCGAAUCACUCUCCCCUGUCAAAAAACUACUAUGGGGUUAAGUGUUCACUCAGUGGAAUAUAACAGAAUGCAGAGUAAGACACCAGAAAUACACAGGGGACCUAUAACGUUUGACCUGUUCGUGUCUACAAAAAGUCUACAAGACAAUUUGUGAAUUUGUGAAUUUCUUCUAUGUAUGCAGAAAAAAAAUAAAGAAUUAAAAAUGUAUAUUCUGUA
Molecule: messenger RNA, 4473 nt
Organism: Electrophorus electricus (electric eel)
Lineage: Eukaryota; Metazoa; Chordata; Actinopteri; Gymnotiformes; Gymnotidae
Gene: crlf1a
Product: cytokine receptor-like factor 1a
Biological process (GO): positive regulation of tyrosine phosphorylation of STAT protein; cytokine-mediated signaling pathway
Cellular component (GO): signaling receptor complex; CRLF-CLCF1 complex; external side of plasma membrane
Molecular function (GO): cytokine binding; cytokine receptor activity
Source: RefSeq, a predicted model, not a curated record